Molecule: messenger RNA, 1297 nt
Organism: Equus quagga
Lineage: Eukaryota; Metazoa; Chordata; Mammalia; Perissodactyla; Equidae
Gene: AMBP
Product: alpha-1-microglobulin/bikunin precursor
Exons: 10
Coding region: 109-1167 (352 amino acids)
Cellular component (GO): plasma membrane; cell surface
Molecular function (GO): serine-type endopeptidase inhibitor activity
Source: RefSeq, a predicted model, not a curated record
GCCCCUUCCCCCAGCCUCAGUUCUCAGCUGCCUCCAGCAGGAAGCUGGUGGCUCCUCUGUCCCCAGACUGAGCCCGUGAGUGACACGGAGGCAGAGGAACCCAGAGCCAUGCGGAGUCUCGGGGCCCUGCUUCUGCUGCUGACCGCCUGCCUGGCGGUGAGGGCCAGCCCUGUGCCGACGCCACCUGCCAACAUCCAGGUGCAAGAGAACUUCGACCUCUCCAGGAUCUACGGGAAAUGGUUCCUCGUGGCCAUGGGCUCCACCUGCCCGUGGCUGAAGAAGAUCAAGGACAGGAUGACCAUCAGCACGCUGGUGCUGGGAGAGGGAGCGACGGACGGCGAGAUCAGCACGACCAGCACUCGCUGGCGGAAGGGCGUCUGUGAGGAGAUCUCGGGGGCUUAUGAGAAAACAGACACCAAGGGGAAGUUCCGGUAUCAUAAAUCCAAAUGGAACCUCAGCAUAGAGUCCUAUGUGGUCCAGACCAACUAUGAUGAGUAUGCCAUUUUUCUGAGCAAGAAAUUCAGCCGCCGCCACGGACCCACCAUCACCGCCAAGCUCUACGGGCGGGAUCGGCAGCUUCGGGAAAGCCUGCUAGACACGUUCAGGGAGGUGGCCCUGGGCGUGGGCAUCCCCGGGGACUCCAUCGUCACAUUGGCUGACAGAGGUGAGUGUGUGCCUGGGGAGCAGGAGCCAGAGCCCAUGCCAUUCUCGAGAGCCCGGCGCGCUGUGCUGCCUCAGGAAGAGGAGGGGUCAGCGGCUGGCCAGCUCACACCUGAAUUCAGCAAGAAAGAAGAUUCCUGCCAGCUGGACCACGUGGAAGGCCCUUGCCUGGGGAUGAUCAGCAGGUAUUUCUAUAAUGGCACCUCCAUGGCCUGUGAGACCUUCCAAUAUGGCGGCUGCCUGGGCAACGGCAACAACUUUGCCUCAGAGAAGGAGUGUCUGCAGACCUGCCGGACUGUGGCGGCCUGCAACCUCCCCAUAGUCCAGGGACCCUGCCGAGCCUUCAUCCGGCUGUGGGCAUUUGAUGCCGCCCAGGGGAAGUGCGUCCUCUUCACCUAUGGAGGCUGCCGUGGCAACGGCAACAAAUUCUACUCGGAGAAGGAGUGCAAGGAGUACUGUGGCAUUCCUGGCGACGGGGACGAGGAGCUGCUGCGCUUCUCCAGCUGACCGGUCUGCAGGCCAGAGAGGGGCCACGGGGUGGCAGGGAGGGCAGGGCCAGUGUCUGUCCCCGUGCCCCACGGCAGUCUGGCCCACGUGACCUGGGUUCAAAUAAAAACCAAAUUGUAGACUCCUGAAA